This is a messenger RNA of Ectocarpus sp. CCAP 1310/34, 313 nucleotides long. Lineage: Eukaryota; Phaeophyceae; Ectocarpales; Ectocarpaceae. The record is from the annotation of a GenBank genome assembly.
CCCCGAUGGGAAACACCGGGGGGGGGAAAUUGUGAGCAUGAGGGUGCCAUGUCGACAAGGUCUGGAAAUUGAUGGUGACGUUGACGUGGUCUUCGUCUUCGGUGCAAUAUCUGCAGAAAACUAUCACCUCUCUGAGAUCGAGCGAGACCUGGAAAUAUUGAUAUUGAAACAUCCUUUCAUACUUUGUGGGGUGGUAGUUUUCGGGCCGGGCCGGGCGAUCGUUCACGGGAACCCCGAACGAUAUCGCGGGAAAGAGGAGGAACCUGAAAAGUGCCAGCACCGACUAGGGCGACCUAGGGACGGGUAUUUGUGA